Messenger RNA from Lactuca saligna, 825 nucleotides. The record is from the annotation of a GenBank genome assembly. NCBI's taxonomy places the organism in Eukaryota, Viridiplantae, Streptophyta, Magnoliopsida, Asterales, Asteraceae.
AUGGCUGAUUCAUCUGGAAAUCUCCCUUCUAGUGUUGAGUACCAGUAUUUGGAGCAGACAUACGACCUUUCUUCAAUGGAUGGGGUCAAGUUCCUGCCUCAUGGUUCAUCUAUUACGUCUCCCCGUCCUGGCAAAAUGGGGGUCUAUCUGAAGUCCUUUGACGCCAGGCUACACCUUCCUCUUACCGAUUUCCAGGAAGAGGUAGUAGCGUUUGAGAUGAUUUGCAGCGCCAACGGCGUUCUCCCCGACUAUUUUGUCUUUAAAUACUUCUUUAGUUUCUGUUGCACUAGAGACAAGUGCACUUCUUCUGUUCGGCGAGGGGGGCAUACCUUGGUCCCCGAUGGAAAGAUCCCCAAGAACAGGCAAGGCAAGUGGUUAUGGGUGAAUCAUGGUUUGGCGGGCAGUGGGCGAUAUCGCGCUAAGUCCUUUUCCGAUCUUACUCCCAAAUUGUUUCCGCACAACCAAAGUUUUGUCUACCUUCUAAAGAACAUCCAGGUUACUCCUGAGGAUUAUUCUGAGGUGAUGCUGUCAGGUGUUGAGUCCACUCUAUCCAUGGCCGAAGUGUUACGAAAGUGUUAUCGGGGGAAACUAGAACACCAAGAGGUAGAUUUGGUCGAUAUCCUUCCUCCCCCUCGACGUGUUGACCAGAUUUCCCUGGCCACUUCCGCAUCUACUCCUUCUGUGGCUACUGGGACGCCGACACCAAUUGUUGUGGUUGCUUGUCCCAUUACCACUGUUGCGCCUUUGACUGGCACUUGUUCUAGUUUGGUUGGGGUGAAUGAGGAUAGCAAAGAUGGUAUUAUCUCUGAUGUUUGUCGUGUGUAG